UGUAACUACAAAGUUAAUUUAACUGCAGUAAUCGAAAUAAAUAAGAAAUUAAUGACGUGUUUUCGUUCAUUGCGCUUUCUUUCAUUUAGUGGUUGAUGGUAAAUACUCAUUGGAUUUUAGCGAUGUAAUUUUUUUACCUCAAUAAUAAUCAAGCAAUACAUAAUAUUAAUAUAUAAAUAAAUAUUAUCUAAAAACCUUUAUUAACUAUUAUCGGCUCACGAUGAACAAGUCAAGAUUUACUAUGUUGCUGUUGGAGCCAGGUGAAAUAUAUUUUGAGGACUAUUCAUCGAAAAUGAGUGAAGAUGAAAUGAUAAAUGAAUACUCAAAAUCUGGGCGCCUAAAGAUAUGUUCAAAAUCCUUAGUGUUUGAGCCACAUUCCAUUACUGAACCACUUAUAAAAAUGCAUCUCAAAGAGUGUCUUAAAAUUUCUUCAGUUUAUUCAAGAGCAGAUACAAAUGAUAAGAGUAAUGUUUUAAAAGUUGAAAUUAAACAAUAUUGUGAAAUGUUGGAAGAUAACAUUUUAGCACCAUAUAGGUUUAAAUAUGAAAGCAAAGUAUUUUACUUUCACUUAGACUUCCUAACCACGGAUGAAUGCUUAAAUCAUCUGCUACAACUCCAUAGAGCUUCAACAUUGCCUGCACAAGAACACAACAGUAUGAUUGCAACAAUUAUACAUUCUAGAUACAUGAGAAUGGUCUUUGAUCCUGUUAUGAUGGAUGACUACACGGAACAAAUACUUUCAGAAUAUCAAGUUGAAAAAAUUUCACCUCUUGUUAGACAUCAGGGUAAAUUAGCUCUGACACCAACUAUGCUGUAUUUUCAACCCUUUAGUAAUAUAGAAUGUAAUCCCAUUUUAAAGAUCAAGUUAAAAGAUAUGAGAAGGAUGUACAAGAGAAGAUUUUUACUAAGGCAAGUUGGUCUCGAGAUUUAUUGCACUGAAGAAAGCCCUAUAUCUCAUAUAUAUUUGACAUUUCAAAAUAGUGAAGAUAGAGACAAGGUCUGCAAUACCCUGGAUGGAUUACCGAGUGUGAACUUGGAAAGGGUACAUAUGGAGGAAAUGACACUCCAAUGGCAGAAUGGAAUUGUAUCUAACUAUGAUUACUUAUCGUACCUCAAUUGCCUUGCUGACAGAAGUAAAAAUGAUCUCACUCAAUAUCCAGUAUUUCCUUGGGUCAUUGCCGAUUAUAGUUCAGAUACAUUGGACUUAGAUAACAUUGAGACAUUCCGGGAUCUGUCCAAACCUAUGGGAGCCCUCAAUCCGAAAAGAUUGGAGAAACUGUUGGAGAGGUAUCAUGAAAUGUCCGACCCCAAGUUUAUAUAUGGAUCUCACUAUUCUGCCCCUGGCCUUGUUUUGUUCUAUUUAGUAAGAAAGUAUCCCCAUUAUAUGCUGUGCCUUCAAAAUGGGAGAUUUGAUCACCCUGAUAGAAUGUUUAAUUCUCUAUUGGAUGUAUAUAAUAAUUGUCUGCGGAACAUGUCUGAUUUUAAGGAAUUGGUGCCCGAAUUCUACGACACAAGCGCAAAGGGUGAUUUCUUAGUUAAUAUACAUGACAUUAACUUUGGAUAUAGACAUGACGGUACAAAGGUCGAUAACGUGCAGCUUCCACCCUGGGCUCGGUCUCCUGAAGACUUCGUGAACCAGCUGCGGGCUGCCUUCGAAUCAGAAUACGUUUCUAAGCACCUACAUCAAUGGAUAGAUCUUAUAUUUGGGUACAAACAAAGAGGUGAAGAGGCUGUUAAGGCGUAUAAUGUUUAUCAUCACGUUUGCUACGAGGGUUCCAUAGAUCUAGAGACCAUAUUUGACAUGAAUGAUAGACAUGCUUUCGAAGUCCAAAUAAUGGAGUUUGGUCAGGUGCCGACACAGCUCUUUACAAAGCCCCAUGUCAGAAAAAUAACACACAAGAUACCCAGGUUACUGACGAGAGAUCAUAACGGGUAUAGACUGGAAUGUGUUGAUACCAUAAAGUUACAUAAGGAGGCAGUCACCUGCGUGAUACGGAGUGGUGGUAGAGUGAUGUCAGUUGGCAAGGAUGGCAUACUGAAGGUGUACGAUAUGGUGCUGAAGAAGCAGAUACGGAGUGUGGUGCUGUGCCGGACACAGCUCAGCUCCUGUGUGAUGGUCGACGAGCAUAUUUUAGCGGCUGGAGGAUGGGAUAAUGAAAUAUACCUGUACGACGUAGAGUAUGGAAGGAUAGUGGAGAGUUUUCGGGCGCACGAUGACUCAGUGAGUUGCCUGUUGUGGUUGAAAAAAGAGCUUCUCCUAGUGUCGGGCGGCUGGGACGGAGUGGUCCGCGUGUGGAGUCUGGUCGGCAAGGUGGGACAAGCUCUGCGCGGCCUGAGAGCGGAGUUCGAUCACGACGGCAACAUAACAACUGUUGCUUCUAGGUAUCGCAAAUUCGAGCUAGAUAUUCUGGCAGGGACCAACGAUGGCGAAGUGUUCAUAUGGGAGUACAGAAGCAAGGAUCUGUUGAACAAAAUAAGGAUUCACUCGUCACCCGUGCGCGGUGUGUGUAUGUUGACCUCGGACAGGAUCGUGACGGUGUGCGGGGGCGGCGAUAUGACCGUGACGGACCUAAACGUGUUAAAUACAGUAUUUGAGAAGAAUAUGGGUGGUGAGAUAUAUUCGUUGUGUUGCGAUGGGUUUAAUGUUGUGUGGGUGGGAGACAGCGAGGGGCAACUACUGCAGUGGGAUUUGAUAGCUGUGACCAGGUUACAGCAACUGAGUGCACAUGAUGAUAUAAUACAGAGUAUAUUCUAUGACGCACCUUCGCAAACAGUGGUGACAGCAAGUGCUGACAAAUCUGUCAAAAUAUGGAGCCUCAGUGAAAUGUCGUGACCUAGAUGCACCAUUUUAGAAAUUCGUAAAUAUCUUUAUAUAAAACACAUACUUUUUAAUUCGUAGAAAAAUUUUAAGGCAUGCUAAUUUACAGAUUGUCAUUGUGUUAUGAUACGGCGAUACUAUAUUAUAAAUAAAUGUAAAAGACUUGGUGUUCGCGCAAUGUAAAUCAUCGGUGCGCUAGGUGCAAACCGAUUUGCGGCGUCACUUGUUACCAAAUAAACAAAUAAAAACAUAUAUCCACGUAGAUUGUGAACCAGACAACUGACCUGGAGGUCCCAGGUUCGAAUCUCAGUAAGUACAAACAUUUAUAUAAUGAAUAUGGAUGUUUGCUUCCGAGUCUUGGAUGUUUAUUUAUAUUAUCAUAUUAUCAUUUCAUUUUAUACACAUUUUAGCAUUAAGCACGGGGAAAAGAUGUUCAGGUAGCUAAAAUAUACAUAAAAACUGUUAUACCAUAAGUUCAAUCUUGAGAUUGUCGCCGGCAAAUGUUAAAAUUGAUAUAUGUAUAUUUUAUUAACUGCUUGAUAUUUUCGUCACACAAAAAUAACGGUCUCUGGAAUACCAUAAGUAUAAUAAGCUGUAUUACAUCGAAUAUGAUAUGAGAGUCUUAAUAGUUUUUAAAUGAAAUAUUAAUGUUCUCAAAUAAAUUCGUCCUUAGAGGCUGAAUAUGCUUUUCGACACAUGGCGGAUUGUAAGUUUUUUGAUAUGGAAGAGAUAGAGAAGCGAAUGUCCGUGAUCCUAAGUGGUCACCGCUCAUACCGUCGUCAUGCCAGAGGAGUCAUAAUAUCGUUGCUGGUGUUUAAACUCUCACUUGUUCUUUGAAUGAAGGUCAGUAAAAAUAUAGUUUAACCUCGCACUAAAUUUCCGAUCCAAUUCCGGUAUGGGAAAAUCUUAUGGGUUCACGCUACCGACAUGCUCAUGACCCGAGCACGCGUUAAAUAAAUAAUUAAAAAAAAUCAUAUAUAGUGAGAUAUUUUAUGAUGGAUGAAAUCUCGUGAGUUCGCGUCACCGAAAUGCUUAGAGCAGUAUAUCUGUAGCUAUACAGCUGACGCAUUGUGCAACAUUAGUGCUGUGUAUAUCUUAUAAGUGAAAUUAAAUGGAUUUAGUGAAAAAUUCAAUGUUGAUUGUUGAAAUAGUGUUUUGUUUGAUUAAAUAUAAUAAAAAAAAAAAGUUACAAAAAUAAAUUAAGAUAAAUAAUGUAAUUGUUUUUAAAUAUUAUGAAAUUUCAAAUUUUUAUACAAAUAUUGGCAGUAUCUAUAACUGUCAUUUUUUUAUUUUUAUAAGUUCAUAUAUUGAGCAUAAAAACACAAAAUGCAGACAGAUCCAGGUGGAGCUUCAGGCGCCAUCUUGAAAAUAGUUUUUGGCUGAUAUCUCGGAAACUGCACUUUACGGCAAAAGUUAUUGAGACCAUUAUUGUAGAGAAUAAAAUUUCGCAUCUUUUCUUUCCUCUAUUUUGUUUUGUAAAACUUACCGCUACGAUUUAUGGCCCAUUUAAUGAACGAGUUUUUCUAUCUCGGCCGAUAACUCUUAAGAUAUUGGAUUCAUAUUUUUGAGUUACAGGACAUUAAGUAAACGUUUUAAAUUUAGUGCGAGUUUAACCAAAAAAAACGGCUAUUUUAACUGGCUUAAUUAAAUAUUAUGUUUUUAAAAAAAAAUACCCAGUAAUCUUGUUUAUAUGUAUGUAUCUCGUAUCAAUGUAUUACUGAAUACGUUGAUAAGAAAAAAAAACCUUCGUCAAAGAGUUCUUCUAAAGUUUAAUAUUUUUCUAUUAUAAAAAUAUGUUCAUUAUCUAUAAAAAAUAUUGUUGUAUUCUUUACUGAGAUAAUUUAUACGUCAAGAUAGAUCCUCCUGCUAUUAGGCAACACAUGACAACAGGCCAAGCUUAUUACUUUAGUGUGCAUUCGACAAGCGUCUUACACGCGCGAUAUGUAUGUCACUUUGUUUUAGUGUGCGUGCGUUGUUGUAAAUAGAGGUUAACUGUUGUCAGCAAUUUUUUCAACGUGUUCACAGCUAUCACAUUCUAUCUAGACGUAUAAAUUAUCUAAGAUAUUACUUAAGUUAACUUUAAUUACACUUGAAUGGUGAUAGCUCACUAAUUCUUUGGCCCUAGUUGGCCAUUGUCGGCUGCGGUAAUGUUUUUUUAUGACAAUAAGGGACGAGACGAGCAGGACGUUCAGCUAAUGGUACUUGAUACGGCCUGCCCAUUAAAAAGCAGUGUCGCUCAGGAUUUUUGAAAAACCCAAAAAAUCUGGCACUACAAUUGUGCUCGUCAACUUGAGUCAUAAGAUGUUAAAUCUCACUUGCCCAGUAAUUUCACUAGCUACAGAGCCCUUCAGACCGAAAUACAGUAAUGUUUACACAUAAAUUGCUGUUUCACGCCAGAAAAAGGCGCCGUUGAGGUCCCCAUGAUCUAGUCGGCAUCCUGUGGAAAUCCUCCCAAUGCUUUCGCUUUUCUGUAGAGCCUUAUUAUUUUCGACUCUUGUAGCUCAAUGCAUUGGCUUGAUCAAGAUCCCCUCAAGAGCUCUCGAAAUGAAGACGAGGCUUUCAAAAAAUGGAGAAAUUAUUACCGAAGCCGACCAGUUUGAAGAAUUGGUGAGCUGUGAUCUGUCAAGUGUUGAUAAAUCAUUCUCUAAUUUGAAAUGCACCAAACUAGUUUGUAUAGUUAACACAUAGUCUCUAAAUUAUAUUAUAGUGAGUGUUAUGUAUCCAUUAAGUAGUUCUUUUAAAGUAUACGAGUAUUUUCAUGGAAGGGAGGACACGAUUUCACCUUCGCACGACACGCCACAAGUUAGGAUAUCAUCCUCCACAGUGCGGUUUUCAAGGAGAUUUCUUCCUCGUACCACGAAACUGUCGAAUGAGCUUCCUUGUGCGGUGUUUCCGGGACGAUACGACAUGGGUACCUUCAAGAAAAGCGCGUACACCUUCCUUAAAGGCCGGCAACGCUCUUGUGAUUCCUCUGGUGUUGAUAAUGAGAGUAUUGGUCACUCGAUGUUGUGAUGUUAGGUGAUCACCGCAGCCCACAUUCUACUGCUAUAGUCGAGAAAUCACAGAAGCGUUGCUGGCCGUUAAGGGAGGUGUACAGGGUGUAAUCGUUAACUGUGACGUAUAUCAAAAAACUAAAUAUGAUAUCGAAAGUCUUUAUCUAAUAUUUAGCUUAGUACUAAUAUUAAAGGGAGCUAUUUAUUAACCUAACAUAGUAAUAAAACCAUCUUUUAAAUGAAUUUUAUUAAUUUCUUAGUUAGUAUAAUAUUUUUAAAAGCGAAUAUUCGAACUGACGUCCUUGUUGUGCGAUACGAUGACCUUUCUAAUAAUCGUAUAAUACUAAAUGUAUAGGAGUGGAUAAUAUUGAAAAAAAAUUUGAAACUUCACUGUUUUUUGAUAUUUUUAAUAGUUACGAAAUAAUCACCUGGUCACACUUAACAGUUACAGCCUGUAUAUGAAGUAUAUUUAGUAGAAGGUUUAUCAUCGUCAUUUAAACGUUUCCAAUUAACCUUAAAGGCAAUGUUAACAGAGUAAGUACGACUGUGUGUCAAACUAGGGUGGUACUCUUUAUCCGUAGUUGUAAUGUCCGUAGAAACCAUAUAAGGGUAUUACUUAUUUACGCUCGGUUCGAGAUGUGUAAAGCAAUUGUAUCAAAUAAUGAGGAAAUCUUUUGAUAUUUAAGAUGUCUUCUCAGCCUUUUUGUGGUACUGAUGAAUUGCUGUGCUUCGCCUAAUCUAUCGCCAUAGAGCUGUUCUAGCGACUUGCGAGGUUGACGUGUCCAACUAAACCGUGUCAAAUAUAAGUUGGCGUUUCAAUGAGGGCACUUCGGGUUAUAUUAUAUAUAUUUUAACUUCUAGAAUAGUUCUACAAAGGCUAAAUGUCUCUAUAAAAUGUUGUUACUUAGUAUAGCUUCUGUAUUGAAACUGUUAAUUAUAAAUUGUGAUAAAUCAUUCGUUCAUUUUUUGGCCUCACGUAAUUUACGUUAUAAGCCGACUUUACAAUAGGAGGAGGUUCUCAAUUCGUCGGUACGUUUUUUUAUGUUUGUUGCGUCAGAACUUUCGACUGGGUCAACCGAUUUUGAUAAUUCUUUUUUUAUUGGAAACCUGGUGAUUCCCGUGUGGUCGCAUUGCAAUUUGGUCCGACCACCAAUUUGUCAGUGGAAACCAUGAGAAAAACAUAAAAGUUUUAAAUUUGCUAUAAGCAUGUAAGCCAAGGUAGGUUUGUAACUACACACAUAGUUAUAGGUGAGAUCCAAUGAAUAAUUAUCGUUACUAGAAUUAGAUUAAUUAAUUAGCCUAUUCCUGCUAGACAACCAAUGAAAAAAGGCCAGGUUUAUGACUUUAGUGUGCCUGACGCAGCUAAUUUAACUAGGACGCCGACCAGUCUCGGCGGGCGUACGGCGUGGAACUCAAUAGCGGCCGUGUAAAUGGUGUGUAUGUGUGUGUGCGUCGAUUCGGUCGCCUUAGUAGUAAAAGUACUGUAUUGUGAUAGUACGACGAACUACUGAUACGAGUAGCUAUAUGGGUGCCACUGAGAUUGAGUUCAAUCGGUACUUGAUGACCUGUGACUGAGUUGCUGAUAUAUUUUGGAUAGGACAGGAAUAGAACACGUGGUCUUAUUGUAAUUACUCUAACGACAAUCGAACAUCGUAUCUUUUUUUAUGUUUAUAGUUUAUUGUAAGAUAUUUUUAUGUCAAAUUGAUUCCAUCAUGGUAGCAUUAAAGGCCAACGUCAGUAGAGGUACUUACGUCAGCACCGUGCCUACGAAAUAAAUGAAUUAUUGACUGACUUUAUUGUGAUAAUCUGUAUGUAUUAGUAGGUAUAUUUUAAGGUAAUAAAGAUUUAUAUAGAUAUUAA
Leptidea sinapis is the source of this 7671-nucleotide messenger RNA. RefSeq names its product protein FAN-like. Gene Ontology annotation, molecular function: protein binding. The record is from RefSeq and is a predicted model, not a curated record. The coding region runs from base 221 to 2833 and encodes 870 amino acids. NCBI's taxonomy places the organism in Eukaryota, Metazoa, Arthropoda, Insecta, Lepidoptera, Pieridae. The transcript has 13 exons.